This is a messenger RNA of Penicillium canescens, 246 nucleotides long. RefSeq lists its product as uncharacterized. The coding region runs from base 1 to 246 and encodes 81 amino acids. The record is from RefSeq and is a predicted model, not a curated record. The transcript has a single exon. Lineage: Eukaryota; Fungi; Ascomycota; Eurotiomycetes; Eurotiales; Aspergillaceae.
AUGUAUACAGAGCAUAAGGAAAGGAAAAAUGAAAGACGAUCCCAGCUAAAAGGGCUAAAGAGUGGAGCUCGCUUCCACGAGGCCGGGACGUGGAUCCCCUCUAACGGCCAAUCCCCGAUCGUGCAGAACCCGUGCACGGCCCUCCCGAGUGUUCCAGAACGCCGAUCAGAUCGUAUCCGGUUUGAGGAUCUUCAGGAGGAGAUGGGCAGGGUCUUAGGCCUUGUCACCUUCUAUAAGCAGAUGUAA